UGUUCGGCUGUUCGGUUUCAAGUUUCUCACCCCAACUUCACUGAUCAGUCCGGACUCCACCCAUCGACCUCUGGAGUUACCGGUUUGCUGUGAAACGUAGGUGGGGUCAUGGCAGCAUCGACGUACGUUUUUCGCGACGGCACCUUGGACGACGUUCCAGCCCUUCUGGAGAUCUAUAACUACGAAGUCAAAAACGGCAACGCUACUCUAGACCACGAAACGCCUACAUUGGAGCACAGACGUGGGUGGUUCUCGACAAAUUUUGGAGAGAAGUACCCGAUCCUGGUGGCGGUCAACGAGGUGGACGGGAAUGUGCGAGGAUAUGACAGGACUUGCGAAAUCACACUCUACAUACAUCACGAGCACCAAGGACAGGGAUUGGGAAAGCGGCUCAUAGAAGCUCUACUUACCCGUGCAGCCGAGCUUGACUAUACAUCCGUAAUCGCAAUCAUCGGUGGAGAGAACGACAGGUCUCUCCAACUUUUCAAAUCACUAGGAUUUGACGAAGUGGGGCGGUUUCCCGGGAUCGGUUUCAAGUUCGGUGUUGUCGAGUCCUGCUUGACAUGUAUCGUUUCGAAAACUUCGUCUUCAAUUGUAAUCACCAGGUUUCUCAUUUGACUAGUUCUCGCAACUUCACAUACUCUUCGGCGAAGUCUUUGCAACGAAACAUGGAACU
Fimicolochytrium jonesii is the source of this 676-nucleotide messenger RNA. Its product is annotated as putative phosphinothricin acetyltransferase protein. Lineage: Eukaryota; Fungi; Chytridiomycota; Chytridiomycetes; Spizellomycetales; Powellomycetaceae. Bases 109 to 618 code for a protein of 169 amino acids. Gene Ontology annotation, molecular function: acyltransferase activity, transferring groups other than amino-acyl groups. The transcript has 7 exons. The record is from RefSeq and is a predicted model, not a curated record.